UCUUUUGUCUAAACCAAAAUCAAAUUUUGCUGCACUUCCUUGGCCAAAUCGUUGUUGUUACAUUUGCCUCGAAGCCAAAACAGUUAUAUGGCAGUUAACGCCACGCAAUUUAUUUCUGGACUGGACUGCUUGAGUGUUCCGACAUUUACGCUGCUGUUCGAUAAAUGGAACAAACGGAACUAUGGUAAUGCCACCUCACCAUGGCAGCCCCAAAAAGUGAACUGGACAACAAGCCAACUGCAACUGGUAGCGGUUUCCAAGGAAAGUAUGGGUCAGCUCCUUCCACUUAUGAUUCAAAUAUAUAACUAUGUAAAUGUUUUCACCUUAACACGCUCUAGUUUGCAGUUAAGAGGCAAAUAUAACCGUCGAGUGCCAGACCAACCUGUAGUUGACUCACGUCGCAGCGACGUUUCCAUUGAACCCGAAAGCAUUCACUGCAAUCGGUCCAAUGACUUUCCGAAGUCAUGGCCACCGUUUACAGUGGUCUGGUGGCUCAGACGCAGUGUUUGCUAAUUAGUCGGGCAGGCAAAAGUAGGGAACCCAUAGGAUCACGUGCUUUUUCUCACCUCUCUUUAACACCAUACACACACCCAUCUCGCCGGCUUACAAACUGUCGUAGAACGAUGCCAUGACUGCGGAGCUGUAAGAAUCGAGGCGGUAAACGUUAGCAAGAGCUCGAGCGGACAACAUGAACUUGUUGGCGAAAAGCAUACUGUUCCUUUUCACUCUGGAGGCUGUGAGUGCUUUAGAGGCCAAUCUCACUUCGUGGCGACAUCACAGAAGGCAAAAACGGUUCCUGAUUUAUCAGAAUGGCGGUGUGGUCAAGUUUGUUUCGGGAUGUGCAUUUCCGGUUCCGUUUAUGGAGAAAAAGGCGUGGCGCCAGUUGGUUUGGCUGAUGAACUUUCACUAUCAGUUCAACGAGCCACAAACUCCAAUCUACUGGUGGAAACUGUGGGAUGGCUCCCGAAAUCUCAAGGGACCCUUGACCCAACCAGCUCCUCCAUCGGCUCCAGCUCGUCUUUUGGUGGAUGAGCCUCAGCUGCUGCUUUUCAAGUUCGCCGAGGCGUAUAUGAACCAGUUGGGUCAAAAUGGUAGUGCCUGUCUGGAACGUCUGAUCUGCGAAAAUGGUCAGGUGGAUGAGCAUAGUGGACUCUACGCCCAACUGCUCCACAGGCUGUUAAGGUAAGUUGACUUUCGCGUAAGCUCAAGUCGCAGAUAACUCGAUGUAUCCUUUAGACCUCAUCGAACGCUGGACGUGAGGUAUUUGGAUGCCUACAGGAUGGGUCGCCAUGGCGUUGACUGCCGAAAUGCCUUUCCAGAGGCCCAUCAUUGCGUUUUGGAUGACUACAUACACCUCCAUGAGCGAGGACCGAAACAGAGUUUUCUUUAGCCGUAGAAUUCGAUUUCUCUUUGGACACAUGGCGCUGGCUGUCAGUAGUUCGAUAACAUUUACAUGACAUGUACAAAACUAAUUAAUGAUAAUUAAA
Molecule: messenger RNA, 1487 nt
Organism: Drosophila mauritiana
Lineage: Eukaryota; Metazoa; Arthropoda; Insecta; Diptera; Drosophilidae
Exons: 3
Coding region: 689-1186 (165 amino acids)
Source: RefSeq, a predicted model, not a curated record